GGGACAUUGGGGGCAUUGGGGAUUUGAGGACCUGGGGGACACUGGGGACGUGGGGGACAUGGAGGGGUAGGACAGGGGACACGAGGGGACACAGGGGAGUGUGUGGGCACCGGGGUGACCGUGAGCCCCCCGAGUGCCACCCUCCUGGUGGCGGUGACACCUGGGGACAGGGCACAGGCGCUGCGCGGGGGUCCCGGGAUGGCGACAGUGACAUUCCUGUGGGGACAGCGGUGGCAGGACGGCCACCACCGUGUCCCCUCUGGGCUCUGCUGCUGGCAGCGUGUGGCACGCGGUGCCACCCUCAGCACGCGGCUGUGACAUCCUGGCUGUCCCCUCCGUGCCUGGCUGUCCCCCGCCUGUCCCUGUGUCCCCGCUGUCCCCGCUCGUCCCGCCCCAGGUGCCACCCCAGGUGCCACCUGUCCCCUGUGUCCCCUCCGCCCCGCGCUCUGUCCCCGCCUGUCGCAGCCCCAAGUUCAAGGUUCAAACUCCACGCGGCCCUUCCUGGGACCGCCGGCGACACGCGGGGACACCCGGGAGGGGACACACAGGGGACAGCAGGGGACACACAGGGAAUGGAGGGGACACACGGAGACCGCCAGCGACACGCGGGGACAGCCGGGGACACUCGGGGACCCGAUGUCCCCUCACCGACAGCACCGGGGGACACCGGCUCAGCCGUGUCCCUGCCGAGCCCCCCGGGCACGGAGCGAAGCCCCCGGGACCCCCCUGGGGACACGGAGCCCGACGGGGACAAAGUGUGCGCCGUGUGCGGGGACAGGGCCAACGGGUACCACUUCCACGUCAUGAGCUGCGAGGGCUGCAAGGGCUUCUUCAGGCGCUCCAUCAUCAAAGGUGUCCGCUUCACGUGUCCCCUGGCGCGGCGCUGCCCUGUCACCAAGGCCAAGCGGCGACAGUGCCAGGCGUGUCGCCUCCAGAAGUGCCUCGACGUGGGCAUGAGGAGGGACAUGAUCAUGUCCGAGGAGGCGCUGAGGCGGCGGCGGGAGCUGCGGGGACAGCGGGGACAGCCCGGGGGACAGCGGGGACAGCCCGGGGGACAGCAGGGACAGGAGGGACUGACGGCCGAGCAGCAGGAGCUGAUCGCGCUCCUCAUCGGCGCCCACCAGCGCACCUUCGACUCCAGCUUCUCGCAGUUCAUGCACUGCUGGGUGAGCUGGGGACACGCCUGUCCCCAACGGCGACACCCCUGUCCCCAACGGGGUCACCCCUGUCCCUGCGGCUGCCCCCGCUGUCCCCACGGCGGUCCCAGCCCUGCCCAUGGGCGCCCUGGGCACCCCUGUGCGUGUCCUGGCUGUCCCCACAGAGGGCCUGGCUGUCCCCAAAGGUGACCAGCCAACCUCCCUGGUGUCCUGAGUGUCCCCACGAGUGACACAGAUGGCCCCAUGGGUGGCCUGAGUGUCCCCAUGGGUGCCUCGAUUGUCCCCUUGAGUGACCCAGCCUGUCCCCCCAGGGACACGAUUGUUCCUAUGGGUGCCCCAGACUGUCCCCAAAGGUGUCCUGACUGUC
This is a messenger RNA of Pyrgilauda ruficollis (rufous-necked snowfinch), 1524 nucleotides long. Its product is annotated as nuclear receptor subfamily 1 group I member 2-like. Gene Ontology annotation, biological process: cell differentiation; negative regulation of transcription by RNA polymerase II; positive regulation of transcription by RNA polymerase II. Lineage: Eukaryota; Metazoa; Chordata; Aves; Passeriformes; Passeridae. The record is from RefSeq and is a predicted model, not a curated record. Gene Ontology annotation, molecular function: RNA polymerase II cis-regulatory region sequence-specific DNA binding; nuclear receptor activity; zinc ion binding. The transcript is spliced from 4 exons. Bases 573 to 1346 code for a protein of 257 amino acids.